UAGGUCCUCUACGCUUAGACGGGGAGGAGCAGUGAUAACCACCUUGGGGCCAUGCGGAUGGACCACAGCUGAUGGGAGCACUGCAGCCUGUGAAGUGCUUUGAGUGAUGGAUGGAAGUUAAGUCCAGCUUCCUGGUUGGUCAUGGAGAUUUCUCAGACGGACUUUCUAGCACAGCAGUGGUGCCAUCAGUGAAAGUUGAUCCACUUGUGUGUUGUGUUAUCUUAUACUUCAAAAGUCUCUUGAGAUGGAGCCCAUUGAUGUAGUUCCGAGUUUAUGGCAGUGGUUCACAGUUCUAGCCACUGGCACUAUGGGGAUUGCUCAGCUGAUGCCAGUGACUCUAAAAAGGCUUAAUAGGGACAACUUGGUUUCUGCAAACAACUGAAAAAGCUGCCGUUGGAAACUGUUUCUUUGGCCAUCAUGGAGUGGCUGGAACGUGGACAGUGAGGCCCUCGACGGGACACGCCUCCUCUCACCCCCGAUCACGGUCACCACCAUGGCCAGCAAGCGGAAAUCCACCACCCCGUGCAUGAUCCCCGUGAAGACCAUUGUCCUGCAGGGUGCUGGUGUGGAGGCCCUGCCUGCUGAGGCCCUGCCUGAAGGACUCCAGCAGGAUCCGUCCCCAGAAGCACCUGCCCCUAGUAGCGAGGUGGCCCCCAGCUCUGGCAGUGCUGACGGCACCACACUGGCCAACGGGCACCGGAGUACUUUGGAUGGCUACUCAUACUCCUGUAAAUACUGUGAUUUCAAAUCCCAGGACAUAAUUCAGUUUGUGGGACACAUAAGCGCAGAGCACACAGACUUCAAUAAGGACCCAACUUUUGUUUGCAGUGAAUGCAGUUUUCUGGCAAAAACUCCUGAGGGGCUUUCUCUGCACAAUGCCAAAUGCCACUCGGGGGAAGCCAGCUUUGUGUGGAAUGUGGCCAAGCCAGACAAUCAUGUAGUCGUGGAGCAGAGUGUCCCUGAGAGCACCAGCACUCCUGACCUAUUGGGCGAGCCCAGCACCGAAGGGACAGAUGGACAGGCCGAAAUCAUCAUUACCAAAACUCCAAUCAUGAAGAUAAUGAAAGGCAAAGCUGAAGCCAAAAAAAUCCAUACACUCAAGGAGAACAUCCCCAGUCAGCCCACUGGUGAGGCCUUACCAAACCCAUCAGCUGGCGAAUCAGAGGCGAGGGUGGGGGACCACUCCUCUGUCAACGGGGCCGUCCCAGCCAGCCAGGCAUCCACCAGCUCCGCCAAAGCCCCGCAUGCGGCCAACGGGCCGCUGAUGGGAACCGUGCCAGUUCUGCCGGCUGGCAUUGCACAGUUCCUCCCCCUCCAGCAGCCGCCCCCACUGCACGCCCAACACCAUGCCCACCAGCCACUGCCCACAUCCAAGUCCCUCCCCAGAGUGAUGAUCCCCCUGAGCAGCAUCCCCACCUACAGUGCAGCCAUGGACUCCAACAGCUUUCUGAAGAGCUCCUUCCACAAGUUCCCCUACCCAACCAAGGCCGAGCUCUGCUAUCUGACCGUGGUCACCAAGUACCCAGAAGAACAGCUCAAGAUCUGGUUCACAGCCCAAAGGCUGAAGCAGGGUAUCAGCUGGUCCCCUGAGGAGAUCGAGGAUGCCCGGAAGAAGAUGUUCAAUACAGUCAUUCAGUCUGCACCCCAGCCCACAAUCACUGUUCUGAAUACCCCCCUGGUGGCCAGUGCUGGUAACGUCCAGCAUCUCAUCCAGGCUGCUCUACCAGGUCAUGUUGUGGGGCAGCCAGAAGGCACAGCAGGGGGACUCCUGGUCACUCAGCCACUGAUGGCCAAUGGGUUGCAGGCACCAAGCUCAUCUCUCCCCCUGGCUGUUACGUCCGUCCCCAAGCAGUCAAAUGUCACGCCCAUUAACACUGUGUGUUCAAAUACCACGUCAGCUGUGAAGGUGGUCAAUGCUGCCCAGUCGCUCCUUACCGCGUGCCCCAGCAUAACUUCCCAAGCCUUCCUCGAUGCCAGCAUCUACAAAAAUAAGAAAUCGCAUGAACAGCUGUCAGCCCUGAAAGGAAGCUUCUGCCGGAACCAGUUCCCAGGGCAGAGUGAAGUGGAGCAUCUAACCAAAGUGACCGGCCUCAGUACCAGAGAGGUGCGGAAAUGGUUCAGCGACCGGAGGUACCACUGCCGCAACCUGAAGGGCUCCAGGGCCAUGAUGCCUGGGGAGCAGAGCUCCAUCAUCCUUGACUCUGUACCAGAGAUGCCCUUCUCCCUGUCGUCUAAGGCCCCUGAGGUGCCCUGUGUCCCCACAGCGGCUCCCCUGGCCAUCCACCCUUCCGCCAGGCGACAGUCCUGGCACCAGACCCCUGACUUCACACCAACCAAAUACAAGGAGCGAGCCCCGGAGCAGCUCAGAGCCCUGGAGAGCAGUUUUGCACAAAACCCCCUCCCUCUCGAUGAGGAGCUGGACCGCUUGAGGACUGAAACCAAAAUGACCCGGAGAGAGAUUGACAGCUGGUUUGCAGAGAGACGGAAAAAGCUGAAUGCCGAGGGGACCAGGAAGGCCGAUGGGAGUGCCUCCCUUGAGGAGGAGGAGGCUGCUGGGGACGAGGGCAGGGAGGAGGAUUUGGCUGGUGACAAUGACUCCCUGGAAGUGGCCGGCAGCUGCGCCUCUGGGGUACGCAAAGUCAGCCCCAUCAAAAUCAACCUCAAGAAUCUAAGGGUCACUGAAGGCAAUGGCAAGAGUGAUCUUCCAGGGCUGGGCGCCUGUGAGCUGGAGGAUGAUGCUUUGAACAAGCUGGCCGAGCAGCCCCCAGGCCGAGCAAGCUACAAAAAGACGGCCCAGCAGCGGCACUUGCUGCGGCUGCUCUUUGUGCAGACGCAGUGGCCGAGCAACCAGGACUAUGACUCAAUCAGGGCCCAGACGGGCCUGCCGCGGCCCGAGGUGGUGCGCUGGUUUGGCGACAGCAGGUACGCCCUGAAGAAUGGCCAGCUCAAGUGGUACGAAGACUACAAGAGGGGUAACUUCCCCCCGGGGCUGCUGCUCAUACCCCCUGGCAACCGCGAGCUGCUGCAGGACUAUUUCAUGGCCCACAAGAUGCUGUAUGAGGAGGACCUGCAGGGCCUCUGCGACAAGACCGGGAUGAGCGCCCAGCAGGUCAAGCAGUGGUUUGCUGGGAAAAUGGGUGAGGAGACCCGCGCCGUGGCAGACACAGUCAGUGAGGACCCAGGCCCUGGCGACCCUGCGGCAGUUCACAGAGGGAUGGGUGACACCUAUUCAGAGAUGUCUGAAAACAGUGAGUCGUGGGAGCCCGGUGCCCCUGAGGCCAGCUCAGAGCCCUUAGACACACCGAGUCCCCUGUCUGGACUUCAGCUGGAAACAGACUGAAUUUGAACCGAUUUCUGUGAAGGACUGGCCAGUCUAAGAUCCCACCUGCCGCAUGGAAGGCCCAGCCCGACUCUGCAACCACACCCCGUUCCAUGGCCAGGUGCUGGGCGUGCCCGGGAGCUUCCAGAGGCCUCGCACACAGCCCAGAGCCCGCCCCUCCAGCGCGCAAGCACAGGCCAGAGUUUGCGCCAGUUCUUCCUUCCACUGUGUAGGACCUUCCCUUGCCUUCCGUUGGAUAAAGUAGUUCAGAUUUCAUAUUCAUAGACACGGAAUCAAGUUUUUAACAUAUAAAUCCGCCUAUACACUUUUAAUAAAACUUCAAAUUAUUAACCCUUUCAUUACAUAGAAGCCUUGGUUAGCAAACCAAAGCAUCGUGUUUCACAUCAUCUCUGGAAAUGCCCUGUGUCUGUUCCCUGGAGAGCGCUGGGGCCAUGUGCCCCUCACCUCCACGGCUGGACACUCAGAACCACAUCUGGACCCUCUGUAGCCCUUCGCAUUCCUCAAGGAAGGCAGAGUGUUUGAAGACAUCUCUGCUACGUUACAUGGUGACCAGCAAAGUUACAUGCCAGGCUUGCCUUGGCUUCUGGGAUAAUCAGUGCAGAACCCGCUCUUACCCACAGUUUAAGAAAUAGAUUGGUUGUGUGAUUAGUGUUUGAGGCUUACCAUUCUCUUAAGUUGUUACAGCAAUUCUGCUUUUUCACAGGAACUUGAAUCAUGGACCAUAAUUUUGCAGUUAUCAGAUCAACUAAAGAAACUUUUGUUGUUAAGGCUUAUGUACUGACCAAUGUGCUCACAUUUUUUAAAAAAGCUAGACAUGUUUAGAAUAAGAGGAAAAUUGAAAGAAGAAUUGGGUGGGGGGAAUGAAAGUGAAAGUGCUUAGCACGGCCUGUAGCUCCGCCCCAUGGUUUCGGAGCCUUGUCUCAGCACUCGCUUCAGUGCCACCUGUGUCUUGGGAAGGACGGCCGCACUUGUCUGGGAGUGCGAGUGAGGGCGUAUGGGACUCAGGACAUGAGGGCUCUCACCUGGGGUGGACCUGCCUGUGGGCGCUCCGGGCAGAACACCACCCAGGGUACUCCUGGCAUGCUGGACCUCACUGGAUAGGUCUUUGUGAGGAUGUCUUUCAGGUUCUAUAUUUAUAUCCCCAAACUUGGCAGCAAGAUCUCUGUCUACUUUAGCUUGACCUUCACAUCCAUUUUUUUUUUUUUUUGACUGAGAAGACCACAGGAAAAGGUGCCUUUGAAACAUUGGGAAGCUGGCUUACAAAGCUCUACUAACAGCGAAUCCCCAUUUCCUUGCGACUGACUCCUCUGAAAGCAGCCGGGUGCAGCGGGCCAGGCACAGGGGCCCCUGCAGUUCUGCUCACCUCCUAGAAACCACUGCUUCCCAAAGCACUGGUCCCUGGCUGGGUGAGCAGCACUGAAGGGCACCAGGGAGAGGGCAGGGGCGCACUGGUCCCUGGCUGGGUGAGCAGCACUGAAGGGCACCAGGGAGAGGGCAGGGGCGCACUGGUCCCUGGCUGGGUGAGCAGCACUGAAGGGCACCAGGGAGAGGGCAGGGGCUUUGGGCAAGAAAUACCGGGGGUGGGUUAGGCACUGUCCUCCCCCACCCCACCCAGGAGCUGAACAGGACAGGCACCUGGUGUUGUGGUUCUGAGGAUGAUGACGGUGGCGGCACCUUCUGCCUUCCAGGAGAGAGUUUGCUUGGAACCAAAAGCCCUGGACCCAUUCUUCUUUGAAAGAGUCUCCUGCUCUCCCUGUCCCAAUAGGAACCUCCUCUUGUCUCAAAUAGGUGACUUGUGAGUACCUGGCAAGUUUUGCCCCCUGUUGUUGUGUCCUUUCCAUUUUGGGUGUAAAGCAAUUUAGCCCCAAAGGCCUCUUUGCAGAAUUGCCAAGAAUGGCAAAUGUUACCAUCCUUCAGAGAACAGAUACCUGGAAUUUCCCCUUUCAUGUUUAUGUAUGUGCAGAUUAAUUUAUAUAUAAAUGUGUGUACAGUCCAAAUAUUCAUUUGAUACUUUACUCAUGGAAGGUACAUCUGACACGUACGCUCAAGGAACGUGGGGGCUCGUGGGUGUCGGGGAACAUAAUGUAGCCUGUGUUUCAGGGAAUGCUGGGACAUGGCGCAGAGUGAAGUCACCUCCAUGCUCCUGAGACGCCAUCCUGCCAGCACCACUCCCAGAGCCCUGUGUGCACUGGCCCAAGGUGGUGUCUUUAGAGGGGACUUUUUUUAUUGUUUUAUUUGUAUUCACAUUUCAUUUAGAGCCCAAACAGCAAAGCAGAAAAAAUUAUUACAUGGUGGAUGAGUUCAUGCAGACACAGAAGUGACCCAGCCAGCUUGUCUUUAGAAGGUGGGAGGGUGCUGUCACCUGGGCAUGUUGUCUUCACAGAUGCUGGCCCUGCCCUAAGCCAGGGUCACACUGCAGAUGGUGAGGCUGCCCAGGUAAGGAGCUCACUUGACAGACCCACUCCUUCCUGUGCUCUUGGACCCACAUGAAUAGUGAGGUCAGGGACUUGAGCUUGAAUCAGAUGAAUCAAAGGUGAUGGUGAGAGACACAGUUGCAUCAUCAUGCAGGUGCCCAGAGCUUUGGGUGCAGAACUGUGAACACAGCCGACUGGGUGCCUGAUGCCCACACCAGCCUGGCAACAUGCGGAGGACACAAAUGGCAGGAGGUGGUCUGGGGCUGUAGGUGGUGGGCUGGGGUUAGUCACUCCUGAAGAAAAAGCCUCUUUUAUAAGGUGGCUAAUCCUUUGCCUCUUCUCUGUGUGCACUUGGACUUGUCAGAGGGAGUGGAACAUUGCAGUGUUUUUGUUGCCUAUGUCUGUACAUGUUUGAUUUAUUAUAUUUUUUACAUGGGUUGUAGAUCCAGUUUUAACAGGUGAAACCAUACAACCACCUGAUAAAGGCAAUCUGGGUUUAUGAUACAUGUAUUUUGCAUACUUUGAUUACUUACAUUAUUCUUGACUAUUAAGGAGCUUUUUGGUUUUGGAGGAAGGCUCUCAUGUUUGAGAACCUCAGGUUCCUGAAAUAGGAUUCCCUGGAUGGAUGACUGGCCGGCACUCAGGGGUUUGGUGGCAGUGUGACCCAGAGCUCCUUUUGUGGCUGAGUGACCGACCGGCAGCUGUUGAGGUGGACCAAAGUGCCUCCACCCGAGGCCCCGGCGCUCUGCUCUCUGGCAGUGGGAGCUGAGUGGAGUGCUGGCUGGGACCCUGUAGCUGGGGUCUGAUGGCCGUGGGAUGCUGUCCCACUAGGAAGUUUCAGCAUGUUCUCCAGGCUGCGAUGUGGCUCUCAUGGGUUUGACCCAGUGACAGGUCCUGGGUCACCUCCCUCUCCCCUCGGGCUCUGGGACAUCAGUGCCAGGCUGCCUUCCGUGGACGGCAGGUCCCCACCUUUCUGGCUGCGGGCUCGUGUUUCUCUGCACACUCUCCCCCGUGGCUCCCUGCUCAUGCUGCCCUGUCUUGGGCCUUAGAGCCUCUUGUCUUCCUGUUCUCUUCUCAGACCAAAAUCCUUGGAUUGGAGCAGCUUUGUCAGUUCAAAUAUCACAGGCCAAGUAAUGGGCUCAAGUGACAGCCCACUUUGCAGGAGAGGAGAGCCAGCCAAGGAAAUCUUAAAUAAAACCAGACCUGGAGUUUGGGCUUUCCCUAAAGUCCCCCCCUAACUCAAUUUUCUUGCUCAGAUUUUACUUGGGGCAGGUUUUGGGUUUGACCCACCUUUUGUAUUAAGUUUAAAUUUUCAUGCAUCCCAUUGAUUUGCAAGGCUCACCUGUGUGCUGGAGAAGAAAAAUCCUCCAGACACGUAAAAGUGCACAUGGCCAGCUCAUCUAGGCCAAAACCAGCAGCUUGCUGGGGCUGGAUACAGAAUAACAGGGCUCAGUUCCCCUCACUCCAACCCAGACCCCCCUUUUCAGGGUCUCCUGAAUCAGCGUCCCUCCCAGCCUUUCCUCCCAGACUGAGAGGGACCGGGUCCAUGUGGCUGGGGCACAGCUGCCUUCAGAACAAUUCCAACACCUAGAAUGCGGGGAGUGAGGGGCCUGAGCCUUCUCCAGAACAGUCCCUCCCCAAGCUUCAGUUUGAGGUCCCAGCCGUGCUGAUUUCCUGGGCCCAUUUUCAAUGGCUGAGCUGUGCCACACGGGGCUGGGAGGCUGUACAUGACCUCUCACAGAGGGAGGGGUUUUGAUUUCCACCAAGUGGCAGGGUGGACGCAAUGAUCGUGGAUGCUCCUGGCUUGCUACCCAGACCAGCAGGGAUUCCAGACAGAGCCCACAGGCCUUGGUUUGGAUCUAGUGUUCCGAGCGCUGGGCCACACUAGGGAGGGGCGAGGAGGCUGGCCCCAGUUCUCUCUGGGCUGACCCAGGAUCUGCAUGUGGCUCUGCCGUGAAAGGAGCACAGGCAGGAAUUUAGCUGUAGAGGAUCGAGAGCCGUUUUUUGGUUCUUUUAGUCCUGUGCUCACUUGUCAAGACUGGCUGUCCUAUCUGCGUGCAGUUCUGGCCUCUCCUUUGAAUGGGGUCCCAGACUGGAGACAUGGUGGCCUGGACCCAGCAGGCAUCAGCCAUUCUCUGUCCCAAGGUCUGGGAUGGUCUAGGUGGGCCUGGUCACAUACGGACAAGGACAGGGGGAAGCCCCUGGGCCUGGAUUCCUAAUGAUCUCAUCUUGUGACUUUGCAGGACUGCAGGGCUUCACAAAGAAUGUGUGGUUACUGCUGUGUGUCGCCAGCAGCCCUCAGAACCUGGCUUGUCCUCUGCUUAGGCCUGAGGCUGAGGGUGAGCACAGCGAGCAGGCCAUUCUGGUGGGGCCUGAGGUUGUCUUCCGGCUAUUGAGUGUCUUUCCUGCUGUCCACCUGGGGCACGUGGCAAGCCAGGGGACCUGAGAGGAGUCUGAGGCUUUACCUGCCUCUAGUCCCUCUUCCUUCAGGAGACUGGCUCUGCCGCGUGCAUGUGCGCACAGGAGCACUUGAGUGGGCUAUUGAAUAGCUUUUGUUGGCUAAUGCUUUAUAACUUGUUCCUUUCCAUGAUAAGUUGAUGGUUUGAAAGUACUCAACUGUAGCUAGAGUUGAAGGUGAACUGCUGGGAUGAAGUCUGUUCAGAGUUGCUGAAUAUAGAAAGCUCCAAGAGUCAGACCCAGAGCAAACACCCUGUGAGAGGCUGAGAAUCCCCUCGCGGCUCCUGGUGGUCUGUGAUUUGUGUGCAGAGAGCAAGAUUGUCACCCCUGGGUCCUGACCAUACAUACAGCUGUCUCAUUCUUGCAGUUUGCUUGAAAUGGGAGAGCCCGAGGGUGACAGGAGUGGGACAACUAGCGCCUGCCCCUCAGCAGGGAUCCAGCAUGGGAACUGGGGGCCGCCCAGUGAGACCAGCAGCCACUUUGCUCAGUGGGCCAGACUGUGCCAUAAUUAUUGCAUGGAGAGAACAUGCCAACCUUCCCCACUCCCCUGCCAGCCAUUGUUCGCUGUAAGUUUUCUGAGCAGUCUUUGUGGGGGUUGGGAAGGUCGCCAAGGGCUGGCAGGUUCCUUCCUGCAGGUCCCGAUUCCUGGUUUCCUACCGCACGCUCCAUUCUGGUCUGCAGCCCAAGCCCUUUGUUCCCCAGCAGCUGUCCAGCAGUUUGCUUUCGGUGCUUUUCCUGCCUCUCAUGGCUGAGCAAGUGAUCAUCUUGGUGCUAAGGUAGUUGCCCUGUUCGUUUGUCCAGAGGCAAAUUGUAACUUCACAAAACUGUGAGAGAGCGUCCCCCUCUGUGAUGGUGGCUGAGUGUGAGAGACCAAGCCGGGAGGGAGGCAUUCUCUUCAGUUAGGCCUGGGUGGAAUGGGAGUUCUUCACCCCAGGUAAAGGGGGGUAACCCAGAUAGUGUUUUCGACAGAAAGAUGGGAACUUGCCUUUGGGCUGUGGCUCUGCCAGAGUGGAAGGAGCCGGCUGCCCUUGGUGGGCUGGGCCUCCAGGCCUCACAAGGUCCCCUGUGGGGAUGCUGCUAUUUCUAAGAUGCAAAUUGCACAUUUCCUAGACUUUAUAUCUGUGGAUUUGGAUAUGGGAGGGGAACGACAAACUGCUUAUACAAUUUGAAAUGGGCCGAAAUGGUACUCCACAUUGUUUUGCUUGUUCCUAAAUAAAAACGUAAAUAUGUAUCAUAUCA
Manis javanica (Malayan pangolin) is the source of this 9450-nucleotide messenger RNA. Lineage: Eukaryota; Metazoa; Chordata; Mammalia; Pholidota; Manidae. The record is from RefSeq and is a predicted model, not a curated record.